Cloeon dipterum is the source of this 1060-nucleotide messenger RNA. RefSeq names its product WAP four-disulfide core domain protein 1-like. The record is from RefSeq and is a predicted model, not a curated record. Gene Ontology annotation, biological process: regulation of cell growth. NCBI's taxonomy places the organism in Eukaryota, Metazoa, Arthropoda, Insecta, Ephemeroptera, Baetidae. The coding region runs from base 61 to 651 and encodes 196 amino acids. The transcript has 5 exons.
GCGGGAGGGGCAACUCAUGAGCGGAGACGCACGCCGACCGUUGUGUCAGUGCCGCCAAGCAUGCCGCCGAGCGUCCUGCUGCUCCUGGCCGCCGUGGCCGCCGCGGCCGCCGCGCAGACCACGCAACCCCAACGACAGCCAAUCACGGAUGAAGAUCCGGUGUCGGAGUUUGAAGUGGGAGGGCCUCACUGUCCGCCGUCCGUGAGUCCGGUGUCCAAGGGGCUGUGCAGCGUGCAGAAGUGCUACGCGCACGCCGAGUGCCAGGGCAACGGCCGGCUGUGUUGCUACAACGGCUGCGUCUACUCGUGCAUGCUCAAGAUGCUUCCGCCCUUAGUUUUCGACUGGAUCGAUGAGGACUCACAGGAGGAGCAUGGAACAAACGAAACGAUGGCCGAAGAGACUUGGAGUGCGUCUCACCAGCAGAGCUCUUCGGAGGAAGAAAAGGACGAGGAAACCGAGCAGGAAAAAGCCGAGGCAAUCGCACCUGGACACGUAGUCGCGCUUCCUGAAGGGUGCGUCCUGACGCAGAAGGACUUUGAACUGCUGCUUGUCUUCCAGCAAAAGGAAUACGUCGAAAAAUGUUAUUGCAAGGACGGCGAAGUGUUUUGCAAAGUGCACGGGUCGGGCAAGAAGAAGGCGACAACGACGUGACACGCGAGAGCGAUUGUCGCCGCCGCGCAGCCCCAGCAGACUGAUGAGAAAAAGAAGCCAUUAAAAGAAGUGCGUGCGUCCCUUGAUAUACAUAAUAUACAGCAAACGCAGGAAUGAGGCGGAAUGGAAAUGAACAACGUCGGCACGGGAAACACAUACGUUUCGAGGAAAAAAGAAAUGAGUCAACCGCGCGCCGGCCCAUCUGGUUUCCAUCACUAUCGCGCUGGAAAUUGAUAAAAUACUGUCACGAUCACGCACUUGUUUCAAUGGUUAAAACAUGUGGAAGAUAUUUUUUAAAAUUAAUUUAAAAAUAUGCCUCGCACUCAGGAUUUAUUUCUAAAUUUUUUGUACCGUCAAAAAUUAGUUUUAAUUUUGUUAGAUUUUGAAAUAAAAAAUAUUUUCGCCAGGA